AAGAAAAACCGGGAACGACGUAAUUGGGUUGAGAAAGAGGCCGAUAUGAAAAAGGCCACGUUGUAAGCCCAAACAGUUCUGCUCGGAAUGUUAAGAUAGAGGCAACUUCACGUGACUUAACCAAACCAACAAACCAACCUCUCUGGUCUCUGCUCAGCUUUUCCGACCAAAGAUCCAAGCGCAAAAUCAAUGGAUUAUCUCGGAAUCGACAUGAGCUGCGCGAUCGGAUCUCUCCGGAACGGUGAGUUCCCGGAGAAAGAUUGUCUUCUUCCUCUAAUUUCAAAGCUUCUAGGUUAUUGCCUUGUCGCUGCUUCAAUCACCGUCAAGCUCCCUCAGAUAAUGAAAAUCGUGCAACAUAAGAGUGUGCGAGGCUUAAGUGUUAUGGCAUUUGAGCUUGAAGUGGUUGGUUACACAAUUUCACUUGCUUAUUGUUUGCAUAAAGGUCUUCCCUUUUCGGCUUUCGGCGAAAUGGCUUUUCUUUUGAUUCAAGCUUUAAUCUUGGUUGCUUGUAUCUAUUAUUAUUCUCAACCAGUACCUGUAACAACUUGGAUCAGACCACUUCUAUAUUGCGCUGUGGCGCCAACUGUGCUUGCUGGACAGAUUAAUCCUACGCUUUUCGAAGCUCUUUAUGCUUCACAACAUGCGAUAUUUCUCUUUGCAAGACUCCCUCAGAUAUGGAAGAACUUCAAAAACAAAAGCACCGGAGAACUUAGUUUCUUAACUUUCUUCAUGAACUUCGCCGGGUCCAUAGUGAGAGUUUUCACCAGCCUCCAGGAAAAGGCUCCACUAAGCAUUCUUACCGGUUUUGCUCUUGGAGUCGUCACCAACGGAAGCAUCCUGACGCAGAUUCUCUUGUAUUCUAAGCCUGCUGCAGCAAAGGAGAAGAAAGCUAAUUGAUUAGAAAGAUGUCCUAAAUCAAAUACUGGUGUUGUAGGCUCCAAAAAGAGAUUAGUCAAUGUUGCAAUUACGGUCUUUUUCUUCUUUUAAUAUCACUGUGCAAGGAUGUUCAGACUUUACCCAGCUACUACAUUAUGUUAUUAUGGGUUGGACUUGAAUCUGAUAGUGAAGUAGCUGUUUUAGGUCUGAUUGAUUCUUUCUUAUGUUGUGAUAUUAGCUAAAAUCUGAAACUA
This is a messenger RNA of Arabidopsis lyrata subsp. lyrata, 1130 nucleotides long. Its product is annotated as mannose-P-dolichol utilization defect 1 protein homolog 2. Lineage: Eukaryota; Viridiplantae; Streptophyta; Magnoliopsida; Brassicales; Brassicaceae. The record is from RefSeq and is a predicted model, not a curated record. The transcript has 8 exons. Bases 190 to 897 code for a protein of 235 amino acids.